Fomitopsis serialis is the source of this 969-nucleotide messenger RNA. RefSeq names its product isoprenoid synthase domain-containing protein. Lineage: Eukaryota; Fungi; Basidiomycota; Agaricomycetes; Polyporales; Fomitopsidaceae. The record is from RefSeq and is a predicted model, not a curated record. The coding region runs from base 1 to 969 and encodes 322 amino acids. The transcript is spliced from 7 exons.
AUGUCCUCCCCGCUUCCCGCCUCGUCCCUUGCCCCGACCAAGAUCGUCAUCCCCGACCUCGUCUCCCACUGCACCAUCCCCGUCCGGUGCAACCGCCACAACAAACAGGCCAGCGUCGAGUCCAAGCAAUGGCUCUUCCGCGGCGGCGACCUCAGCCAGAAGAAGCGCGACGCGUUCCAUGGGCUCAAGGCCGGCUAUCUGACGUCGAUGUGCUAUCCUCUCUCCGGCUUUCCCCAGCUGCGCAUGGACGACCGCGGCACCCUCGGCAGCGCGAUCAAGGUCAUGGACCCUCUCUAUCACCCGCAUUCCUCGCGCCCGACUUCACGCGUCGGCAAGAUGACCAAAGAUUACUGGCAACGUCUCAUCCAGACCGCAUCGCCUGGGGCACAGCAACGCUUCAUCGAGACUUUCGACAUGUUCUUCCAGGCCAUCACCGAGCAAGCUCGGGACCGUGCCAACGGAGUUAUCCCCGAUCUUGAGUCGUACAUCGCUAUCCGUCGCGACACCAGCGGGUGCAAGCCAUGCUGGGCGCUCAUCGAGUAUGCCAACAACCUCGACCUGUCGUGGGAAGUUAUGGACCAUCCAAUCAUACGCGGCCUCGGAGAAGCCGCCAAUGAUCUUGUCACUUGGUCAAAUGACAUCUUCUCCUUCAACGUGGAACAGUCGAAAGGCGACACGCACAACAUGAUUAUUGUCGUGCAGAAGCAGCAAGGCCUCGAUCUCCAAUCGGCAGUCGACUUUGUCGGCGAUCUCUGCAAGCACAGUAUCGAUCGCUUCCACUUCCUCAGGGAGAACCUGCCCUCCUGGGACCCGGAGACCGACCAGCAGGUCGCCGUCUACGUCGACGGCCUCGCCGACUGGAUCACUGGCAGCUUGAAGUGGUCGUUCGAGUCCGAGCGCUACUUCGGCAAGCAGGGUCUCGAGGUGAAGCGGACACGUGUCGUCACCUUGCUCCCUCGCCGCGCAUGA